Messenger RNA from Felis catus (domestic cat), 5854 nucleotides. RefSeq names its product olfactory receptor 52E2. Gene Ontology annotation, molecular function: olfactory receptor activity; G protein-coupled receptor activity. The record is from RefSeq and is a predicted model, not a curated record. Gene Ontology annotation, biological process: G protein-coupled receptor signaling pathway. Gene Ontology annotation, cellular component: membrane. The transcript has a single exon. The coding region runs from base 4256 to 5206 and encodes 316 amino acids. NCBI's taxonomy places the organism in Eukaryota, Metazoa, Chordata, Mammalia, Carnivora, Felidae.
CUGUCAGCACAGGGUCGGACGCUGGGCUUGAACCCACAAACCAUGAGAUCAUGACCUGAGCCGAAGUCAGACGCUUAACUGUCUGAACCACCCAGAUGCCCUGGGGAUUUUCUAUUGAAGGCUCCUCACAGGCAAAGAGCAGCACCCUCAUAAAGACUGAGCAGGUUGAGAUAAAACAGAGACAGGAUUCUCUCCUGGUGCUCAUUCCGGUGAGUCUUCCCCAUCUCCCAGCUCACAGAGCCUCCUUAUGUCACAGUGAUGGCUGAAGGGAAAGAGAGGGAUAGGAAAAGAAGAGACAGGAGAUAAGUUUCAAAGAAGAAGAAUAAGGCUUGAAGCUUAAAGAAUGAAUAGGAUCAUGGUCAGAAAGGGCCAUAUAAUUUUAGUAAAAGCAUUUGGAUUUCAGCCUGAAUACACUCAAUGUGCAUUUUAGAAAAAAUCACUCUGCCUGAUAUCCAUGAAAUGAUGGAUAACUAGUAUCUUUGGAACAUGGUUCGGAGUGUUUUAAAAGAAUAAUCUAUUCUAAAAUUAAGGGUUUAAUUUUGAAAGGUUUAUUUACACUUAUUUCUAUUUCCUAGAUGAAGAAACUGAGGUAUAGCAAUGUUAUAGCUCUUGUGCAAGGCUCACACAGCUAAUAAGUAAUACUUUAUUUACUUUUCUUCAACUCUAGAGUGAAUAAGUCAUGAAGCUGGUUUCAACACAAUUAGUCUCACUACAGAGCUCAUGCUCUUCAGCACUAGAAAGCACUGUGCCAUAAUCAACCCAAGAAAUGAUGGCUGGAACUGUUCCAGUGAGGAUGAUGACAACUGUACUGAUUUUCAGGAUAUUUUUAGAAAUAGAAUCAAUAGAGUUUUUUUUUUUUAAGAGGUGGAGAAGGGAAGAGGAUGAUGCUCAUAUUUCUAAAUUGGUCAAAUAGUUAAAUGGUAAUGACAUUUACUGAUAUUAGACAAGAGUGAAAGUAAGAUUGAGUUAAAGUGGGAGUCUGGUAGAGACAGGUUUGGGGAUUCAAUUUUAGGAAUAUUUUAUUUGUAAUAUUUUGGCAAAAGAAGAGCGAAAGUAAUUGCCAAGAAGAAUUUGGUUUUGAGAACCUGAAUUUGAUAAAUUCUGAGCGUUAGCAACUUUUACUUAGGAUUUUUCAUUGUAAAGAUAGCUAUCAAAGCAAUGGAUGUGAAUGGGAUUGUUUAUACAGAUUAAAGUGGAUGAGAAAGAGCAGUAACUACAGCUGAUGGUUAAGGAUCACCAAUAGUUAAUGAAUGGUCAGAAAAAUGUCUUUAAAGGAAAAUGAGAAGAUGCAACCCAGAGAGAUGGAAAAACAUCAGAAAUGUUUAGUAUUAUAGCAUUUAUCUCUCUGCAGAUUACAAUAAUGCAGUUACAAUGUUUUAUAUUUUAGUUACAGAUGUCAGGAUGUGAGGCAGUGUUGGCAUUUAUAGGGAAGCAUUUGACCUUGAUACUGAGAAGUGGUAUGUACAUAUGAAUCAGAAUAAUAAUUUUGAGAAAUUCUACUCUGUAUUAACUUUAAGAAUAGAUUGUAUGAUUAGAUCAAAAUGUUGGUGUAGAGUUUCUUUCACUAUUGAUAGGAUAGUUCCAUGCAUUUAUUUAUAGAAAUUUGUUUCUCUUGCAUAUCUUUGUUUAUAAACAUUGCAUCAGAUUAUAUAUAACAUUUUUUAUUAUGCAUGAUUGCACAGAUCUCAAUUUUAAAAUGUCUCAGAACAGUUUCUGACACAUAAAACACAUUCUGUAGUAUUUAUUUAACAAAUGAGUAAUGCAUACAUUAACAUGAAACUAUUAACAAGAAGAUUAGAGAGCAAAUUAGUCUGACCCAGGAAUUAUUUAUUAUUAACCCCUAAUAUUUAUUACCAUUAACAAUUUAUUAAUUAUUAAUCACUUAAAUAUUAACUUCCUUGAUACAGUAGACUCUGCAUGUUUGGUAAGUAGUUUACAUUUUAAAUUAGAUACAGAAAUGUAAGCAUGAGUGAUGCUUGUAAUAAUGCUGUAAUACAAAUCUGUAUUAGAUCCUAUAGGAGCACAGAAAGGAUCAAGUAAGUCAUCAGCACCUUGUAUAUGGAUCUUAAAUAUGUCUUGAAGGAUGCUUUUCAAAAAUUUUUGAUGGAACUUUCCAUUAUUGUUAAUACACUUUUGUCCAUGAGAAGCUUAGAUAUAACACUGAUGUUUUUAUCAAUUCAAACACAAGGGAGUCAAGAAGAUAUCAGGGUAUUCCUAUGGUAACAUCAGAUGCAUAACAUAUCUCUGGGAAGGGGUAAAAAUUCAAGAUGGCUUAAGCACAUGAUUGUAGGUAUUCUUGGCUUGGAAGAUAAGAAUCAAAGUUACUAGUAACCCUUCCUUUAACACAUCCAUCUCACUGUAACUUUGCCGCACUUAAACUUUUGUAAAUACUAAAGACCUCGUCAACAAGUAUGACUAUCUUUGCUACUCUUUCCCAUGUUUAUAUAUUCACGUUGCCCCUGGGGUUUUGCAAAAUUUUUUCUUUAAUAGUCACCUAAGAAAAACUAUUUAAUGUCCACAGGAGCAUAAAGAUUUAAUUGUGAGAAAUCAGAUCUUAUUCCUGUCUCCGUAUUCCUUAUUUCCACUCCAGGUUUCUGUGUUCUUUGUCUAUAUUUGUCUUCUAGUUGGUUUAUUCACACCAUUUUCUGACUUCUUAUCUCAUAUUAUCUCAUACUGCAUCAUUGUGGAAUAUAAUUGUAUGACCAGGGAGACAUAAUUUCCCUUAUCUUAUUUGCAAUCACAAAAUAUAGUACUAUUCUCUUAGAAAAACCAGAGGGAGCUUAUUUUUUCCCUUUGCAAUCAUAUCUGCAACUAAUGUCCCGAGUAAAUUCCCCAUUAACUGAGAAACUGUUCUAUAUGUGUAUACUGGAAAAAAGAAAAACUGCCUUUUUUUUUUUUUUUGCUAAUUUCCACCCUUGGGCUUCACAGAAACACUUGCCUCUGACUGAAUUCUACUUUUACUCCUUUUGUCCAUUGUCAUACCUUUUAAAAGUAUUCACAAUUUCACUGUUACGACGUAACUUUACAGAAAUAGCCUCUAUUCCUGUUGAAACUGCCAGUUUCCUGGCUUUGCUCUUCGCAUUUACCAUCCAUAUUCAACUGCUCAUCCCAUACUUUAUCACACUUUUUCUGUUUUUUUCCUCCUCCUUAUGUCAGAGUUUUCAUCAUGUCCUGCUUUCUUGCUGAGGAUGAGGUCACAAUUAAUAUUGCUGCCAUGGAAUCUCCAAAUAAUCAGAAAAGAGACUUUUUAUUAUAAAAUAGUUACCCAUAUGAAUGAAUAAAUAUUUUGGAAAUACUGCCCUGUCAAAUGCUAUAAACGAGCUACAUGAAGAUGUGUAAUACAUUUAGGGAACUUAAAAAAUGAUUGAAUUAUCAAGCACUAAUUAUCCAAUAUUCCUGUUUUUUUCCCCUCUCACUAGUUUUCUUAUUGACAUUUUGACAUGUGUCUCCAACUCCUAAAGUCACAAUUGCCUUAGCUAAAAACAAAAAAUAACAAAUUUUAUACAGACAGAUGUCGUGAGUUUUAAAAAAGAUUUAUAAUUUGUAUGUAUUUGUAUGUGAGUGGAGUAUUGUGUGCGCAUGUGUGGUUGUAGUGUAUAUAAAAAUAGGUGAAGCACAUCUUUUCCUUUAUUUCCAUUUGCUAUUUUCCUCCCUAACUUCAUUUUCCAGACCUUCCACUGAAAACAUUUUAAACUUCCGGCAAGCCACUUUAAACUCUUUGAUCAUUAGAUAACUUUUAUGUAAAAUAAGUAAAAUUAAUGUUCUUCUUGAAAGGCAUUUUUAUUUAAAUAUUGGAGAUGAUUUUUGCACAGAUUCUGACAUAAAGCCUUGUAAAUAAUGGAUAGCACCUCACUAAUUAGUAUCUGAUAUUACUGUUUUCACUAUUAUUCCCAAUCAUAUUUUGUAAAAAUUAUUACUAAAUACUAACAGAUGAACCAAUUUAACCAUUUGAGGUAAUUUUUAAUAUUUUGGCAUAAAAUCGAUGCACCUGUGUGUUUUUUGUGUAAUUAUUGUUCAUCCUGUGUGUUAAUCCCGGAGUGUUGUCAAUCAACUGGAAUUAAUUUCCGUCACUAUAUUUAGAAGCUAGCAAAAUCCUAAACUGGUCAAAAUUGAAGGGGGAUUCUUUUGGCAAUGAUGGUGAUAAUGAGAAAAAGUAGCUAAUUAAGUGUUCUUACAUUAUCUUUAGGUCUCUAGUGAUACAGAGAACUAUCUGGGUCAGCAUACAUUUCUGAAGGCUUAGGCAUUACCAAAAAGAAUGUUCCUUCUCAAUGACAGCCAGUUCCACCUCGUCUCCUUCUUGUUGCUGGGGAUUCCAGGGAUGGAAACAUUGCAUGUCUGGAUUGGCUUUCCUUUUUGUGCUGUGUACAUGAUUGCCCUCAUAGGGAACUUCACUAUCCUAUUUGUGAUCUGGGUUGAGAGCAGCCUACACCAGCCUAUGUUUUACUUCCUGACCAUGUUGGCUGCUAUUGAUUUGGGUCUGUCCACAGCUACCAUCCCCAAGAUGCUCGGGAUCUUCUGGUUCAACCUCAGAGAGAUCAUCUUUGAAGCCUGCCUCAUGCAGAUGUUUUUCAUUCACAGCUUCACACUUAUGGAGUCAGCAGUCUUGUUGGCAAUGGCUUAUGACCGCUAUGUGGCCAUCUGCGAUCCGCUUCGAUACAGCACCGUCCUCACCAACAAGAUUGUCUCUGUGAUUGGUGUUGGUGUGUUAGUGAGGGCAUUUAUUUUUGUGAUUCCAUUUGUGUUUCUUAUUUUGCGACUGCCCUUCUGUGGGAAUCAUGUCAUUCCCCAUACCUACUGUGAACACAUGGGUCUGGCUCGUCUGUCUUGUGCCAGCAUCAAGAUCAAUAUUAUUUAUGGCUUAUGUGCAAUUUGUAAUCUAGUAUUUGACAUCAUAGCCAUUGCCCUUUCUUAUGUUCAGAUACUCCGUGCCGUUUUCCGUCUUCCUUCCCGUGAAGCCCGACUCAAGUCCCUCAGCACUUGUGGUUCUCAUGUUUGUGUAAUUCUUGCCUUCUAUACACCAGCCCUCUUUUCCUUUAUGACACAUCGCUUUGGCCAUAACGUCCCCCGCUAUAUCCACAUACUCCUGGCCAAUCUUUAUGUCGUAGUGCCACCAAUGCUCAACCCUGUCAUCUACGGAGUCAGAACCAAACAGAUUUAUGACCGUGUGAAGAAAAUAAUAUUAAAGAAACAAGGAAAGGAAAAAUAAUGACACCUAAUGCAUGUGUGGUUCAAUAUGAAAUUUCAUGAAACUUGAAUUAGAGAAAUUCCUUCUCACAAAAAUUAUGUUAAAAUAUGUAUCUAUAUUGGCUCUGUUCAGUAAGUAUUUAAAUGCAUUUCAUUUCCACCUGCUUUUCAGACCACUUCUCAAUAUCCAUUGCUGCAAACUCUUUGUCCCUUAAAAUUUCAUUUAGCAGGUCAUGUCAUUUUCUCUAUUCAUUUCAAUAUCUGAUUGAUAUUCAUAUAUCACAAGUUUUGAAUGCAUCCAUUGCCACUAGAUUAGUUGAUGUUUCAUGGAGCUUCUUUCUUCUCCAAAUAUAAUGGUUUUCUGAGUGUAUAUUUUCAUAAGUGCAGGAUGUUGGGGAUAUAAUGGUAACUAUUCCACUUUACCUGACUUUAUGAAAUUUACAGAGUUUAAACUUAUAAGCAAACUCAACUUACAAACGUCCUUCCUUUUUCUUUCAGCCUUUUAAGAUCUUGAUAUUUAAUGUUGUCUCCACUUAGAAAUAUCAAAGUAUUUAUAUUUAACUCAGUCUGACAUCUUUCAUAUUUCAAAUACACUACUAAUUUCAUGCACAUUUAAUAUAAUUACUAUUUUUCUAGUAAUUAAAUCUCAGAUUUACUUAUUGUCUUUUAC